AUGUCUAGAAGUGCAAGUUCUUCAUCCUCUCUCGUCUCUCUCAACAUCAGAGAGAAAGUAAGGAACACCCUGUUGAAGGUGGUUGAUUCUAUCGGAGAAAAGGAUCAAUGGAAAGUCAUGAUUGUAGAUGAACAUGCUCUCCAAGUGAUUUCUUCGGCAUGUAAAGUGAGCGAUCUCUUGACAAAGAACGUUACAAUCGUUGAAAAUUUGGGAAAGAAGAGACAACCUUUCCCUACUCUUGAUGCCGUUUAUUUUGUAACACCAACGGCUGAUUCUAUUGAUAAGAUUAUUGAAGAUUAUAACGUACCAAACAAACCAACAUACGGAAACGCUCACUUGUUGUUUACUAGCAGAAUUACGGAAGAGUUAAUGGACAAGAUUGCCAGAUCUAGACUCCAUACUCGCGUUAAAACGUUCCAAGAUGUUAACAUUGAUUUUCUAGCAGUUGAAAGACCAAUAUUCACUUUUAAACAGCAGGACGAUAUUCAACAACUUUUGAAUACGGACACCCGCUCAAGGGAGAAAUAUUCUACACUGGUUGCUGACCAACUCUAUACAUUCUUUUUGACAUCAGGUUUCUCUCCAUAUAUUCGUUAUUCUUCCGAUUCACCAAUUUCCAAGACUGUUGCCAAUAGAGUCUAUGAUUUACUAAACAAAUCAAAAGAAUCAAAGGGUCUUGUGAAGGAUAAGUCAAUUGCUUUGAUUAUAGAUCGUACAGAAGAUGCCAAUGCUCCUCUCCUUCAUGAGUUCACAUAUCAGGCAAUGGCUUAUGAUUUAUUGAAUGUUUCUCCAAAUGAUAACGUUUAUGAAUACUCAUAUACAACUGGAGACAAUCAAAAGAAAACAAAGAAGGUGCUAUUGGAUGAACAGUAUGAUCCUGUAUGGGAAAGAUUUAGACAUACACACUUUGCUGAGCUCGGAAAAGAAUUGCAAAAGGAAAUUGACCAAUUUUUAAAUGAACACCAAGACAUUUCCAACACUCAAAAGAAGGAAGUUGGUAAAAAAUUGGACUCGGCUGAAAUGUCUGACAUGAUUAGAAAGCUUCCUCAAUAUCAAAAGAGUCUCUCCAUGUAUUCUAUGCACAAGCAAAUUAAUAAGGAAUUGUUGACAAUUUUCCGUGAACAAAGCUUGAGCAAAAUUGCAACUGAGGAGCAAAAUAUGGCAACUGGAGAAACUCCAGAUGGAGACAAAGUUAACGCCAAAGAACUUAUGACGACCAUUGGAGCUAUUUUGUCAAAUUCCAACGUCUCGUCAGAAAGCAAAAUGAGACUCAUCAUGCUGUACAUUGUUUUCAAUCAAGGAAAACUUGCAGAUGACAAGAAAGAUAAGCUCUUCAGAAUGGCCAGACUGAACGACGAACAAAUUGAAACUGUCAACAAUCUAUCCCUAUUGAUCAGACCAACUAAAUCUGGUAUUUCUACCAAACUUUCAAAACUCUUUGACACUUUCAAGAAAUCAGGACAAAGUGAUAAGGAAGUUGGUUAUCAGCUCUCAAGAUAUACACCAAAAAUUAAGGAUCUUUCUGAAAGAACAAUGGUUGGUAAAUUGGAACCUGAGGCUUAUCCAUUCGUCAAUGAUCCACCAAACAAUUUCAAGCUCUCUUCUAAGGAUUCUGGAAAGACAUCAUCCGCAACAUCAUCCAAGAGCUCGUCAUCCUCUUCAAGAAGUGAUUCGACUACUACCGAUUUGAGAUCUAAGAAAAACGGUCCAACCUGGAACAAGAAGAAGACUGAAGACGACUCUGCAUCUUCAAGCAGCAGUAGCUCAACAUCUACGAAACUUGAGAGCAAUAUGAAGUUGUUCGUCUUUGUUAUUGGAGGUAUGACUUACAGCGAGACAAGAAGUUGCUACGAAUUGAUGCAAGAGCACGGUAUUGAUGUAUUCUUUGGAAGUACCUCUCUCAUUACUCCACAUUCCUUCCUUGAAAAGCUCUCUUUAAUUCGUACUACUGAUUAA
Molecule: messenger RNA, 1956 nt
Organism: Naegleria lovaniensis
Lineage: Eukaryota; Heterolobosea; Eutetramitea; Acrasida; Naegleriidae
Exons: 3
Coding region: 1-1956 (651 amino acids)
Biological process (GO): intracellular protein transport; vesicle-mediated transport
Cellular component (GO): secretory granule; plasma membrane
Molecular function (GO): syntaxin binding
Source: RefSeq, a predicted model, not a curated record